CAUUGAUGGAAUGGAAAUUAAUACUGCAGAUUAAAGUCUUGCCUAUUUAAUUUUUUUAUUUGCAUUUUUAUUUCAGUAAAACCAAUUUUAGUGACGUAAUUGUUUUCGAGAAACAAAUAAAUUUUCUAGCGCAAAUUCCUAAGCAGAUGUAAUUGUUUCCUUUUGUCCUGCGGGGUAUUUUUGCCAAAGUUUUGGCAUGCAAUUACAUUGUAUUUGUUUAUUUAAACACGUGGAAACAUUUUGCUAUUAAGUUUUGCGUUGACCAGUUUGCUUCAAGAAAAAAUGGUAUAAUUAAUCAGCAAGAUGAAUAUAAUGCGAAAGCUGAGGAGCGCGGGAGGCACCGCAAAUGCCUCUGUUGCGGAAAAUUCAGGAGAUACCUCAUCAUCCCACACUCAACUGGGAUUAAUGCACCUGAAGAAAUUGUUUUUGGAGUAUAUGCACCCUCCUCAGCCACUGUCCGAUCAGGAGAAGGAUGAUAAGUUAUACAACAUGUUACCAUUGUUUUGCAAAGUGUUUGGAGCUAGUCCGUCGUGUGACAUGAAUGAGAAAUUCUGGGACAUUUUAGCCUUUUGCCAGCAGGUAUCCCUUUUAAUGGUCUCAGAAAUCAGAAAGCGCGCUUCCAAUCAAAGUACCGAGGCCGCUAGUUCGGCGAUUGCUACAUUUUUAGAAAUAGAGAAUUGUGAAGAAUCGAGUAAUGGUUGGAUGCUCUUGUCCACCUUGAAUCUCUUGGCUGCCGGCAAUAUAACCUUAAUUCAGGUAAUGUCAGAAGUUUCUGUCCCUUCCACUUUAGUGAAAUGCUUGUACAUUUUUUUCGACUUGCCCUUGAUUCCCGAAAAGGAAUCUAAUACCAAAGAUUUUAAUAGUGAUUUUACACGCCAGGAACGUAGGAUUCUGCUUCAGAAAAUAUUUGUUCAGCUGCUUGUUCGGCUAUGCAGUCAUAGAAUACCUGCAGAAGAGCUGGCUAAAAAGGACGAUUUAACUUUAUUAUUUUCUGCCAUUACGUCCGUGUGUCCGUCAUAUAACGUAAUGUGGCGAAAGAGUGCUGCUGAAGUGCUAAUGACUUUAUCCAGACAUGGUCUAACUCCUCCAGUAGUUGGAUACAUACACAACAAAUCUUGUGUGGCGCUCUGCAUAGACAAUAUGAAAAAAGUACCUGAAUUAGCACCUUUGGAAUUAGUAGAAAUGUUUGUAACAGUAUUCUGUUUCCUGAAGGAUUCAAGCGAUGUAUCUUCGACGUUGUUAGAUGAUUUUCGACAAGCUCAAGGCUAUGCGUUCUUAUCCGAGUUCUUAUUGAAAUUAGAACAUGAAAAGUCCGCUGAAGCACAAGAAGCGAUUCGAAAUUCAGUCCUAAUGAUCACUUCCUUGUGUAUGUGUGGUUAUAUCGAACUGAAACCUUCGCAAGCCUCGACAGGAUCAUUAUUUUUAAUGCCUGGCUUCAUCUUGCCACAGCCAUCUGGCAGAGGUGCCAGUGUUAGAAAUAUCCAAGCAUUCCACGUUUUGCAAAAUACGUUUCUAAAAUCCAAUUCGACGCUAGUAUGCGGCACGAUUCUGGACGCCAUUUCAAGCAUAUAUCAUUCCGACAAUGCAAACUAUUUUAUCCUGGAAAACGAGAACACUCUAAGUCAAUUUUCCGAAAAAAUCCAUCACAAACCGGCAGAAGUGCAGAAGAAAAUGUUUGAGCUGAUUGAAUUCCUGGUGUUCACUCUCAAUUUCGUUCCAUGCAAGGAAUUAAUAUCAAUGUCAAUUUUUCUAAAGUCGCAUAGUCUUAAUCAUGCAGAAUGCAGCAUAUUAUGCAUGAAAACGUUGCUUAAUAUCUUGAAGCACAAUGUGAUUUUCAAGGAUGUUUAUCGCGAAGUUGGUUUGCUGGAAGUUAUUGUAACCCUGCUCAGCAGAUACGCGAGUUUUCUGGAGAACAAAAAAAUUGGCACAAAUAAGGGAAAAGACUAUGUUAUGCCUCCAGGACAGGAGAAGUUAGGCGGUAUGAUAAUAGAAGCCAUUAUUCUUCUGUUAUCUGGAAAUAUAUCCAACGCAACUGUGCUAAGGGAAUGUGGAGGUGCGAAGUGUGUACAUGGACUUGUUCAGUAUCUGGAUUGCAGGUACUCCGCACUAGGUAUUAUCAAAGAAUUAGUACUUACAAGUGGAGGAGAUGACGAUAUGGGCCACUUAUUAAACACGUUACAAUCUGCCACUCGAACGGACCUAAGUUUAAAAAUUGAUAUUCUGGAAGCACUGAAGAUAUGUUUAAAAGAGUCGCACCGAACCCGCACAGUCUUCAGAAAGGCAAAUGGUUUUAUAUAUGUAACCAGCGUAUUAGUUGCUUUAGAAGGCCGGCUAAGCAAACCUGAAACAGAUGCUCAAGUACUGCAAUUGCUUGCUCUUGUUUUCCAAACCAUAUGCAUUGCGAUGAGAUUCGAACCGGCAAAUGCCAAAUUUUUCUACUAUGAAGUGUGCCGAACCAGUUUAUGUGACACCUUAAAAUUAUUGGGGUGUUUUUCGUCCGAAAAAGUCGAGAAAAUAAGCGAAAAUGAUUUCGAACCCUCAACCAAUGAUCAUCAUGAUGUGUUUCACAAUUUAUUUGUUGGUCCAGUGGUCAAUGUUAGCAUUCCAGAUGGGAUUUCAGCUCCUUUGGCCUACACUACUAUCGUAUAUCGAUUAAUGUACGACUUGGCUUUAGAUCUUUAUGAUAGAGCUAAUAUGAAUACUGCCAUGUAUGCAAUUAAAUCGCCUCCCUUGUCUCGUGAACAGAGCUUAACACAGGGUGAUUCUGAUGGAGCAGUCAAAAACAAGCGAACAAGCGUUAACAGUUUAAAUUUUAAUCCUCCAUCCCCUGAACCGAUUAUAGUUCAUCCCGGGGUAGUUAUAUGCAUGUACCAGCUAUUGCCCUGUAUACAGGAUAAAGACUUUGAGACGCAUUUAAGUCUGCAGCUUUAUCUAGCCGAAGUGAUAAAGUCUUUAGUAAGGAGUGAAAGAAAUCAGCAAGUUAUGUGCGAUAAAGGUUUUGUCAAUUAUAUUUUGGAAAUAGGUUUUGCGGCGUUACAAAACGAGUCCCACCCACUACACGGACAUAUGCAGUACAUGUUGGAAAGGCUGGCUGCGCAAGCACUGGAAUCUAUUGACUUGAGAACAUUUCUGCGAUUUGGAAAUCCCCUAUGCUGCUUGCCCUUGGGUUCUACAGAACAAGGAGGCGGACCAGUUCCUUUAACCCGCAUCAAGACAAUUGUAUCUAUGACCACUCCCAAAGAUUUCCGCGCUCAAGCAUCAUAUACUUCGCCUCCUUUUAUCGAAUUUGAUAUGUCUGCUGAGGGAUUUGGCUGCUUGUUUUUACCGAGUAUUGCUCCGCAAUCUCUACCAGCCGCUAGUGUGGUUUCCGGUGUAGAAAGCUGUGUUUUGGGAGGUAUUGGAUCAGGAGACCGUUUGUUUCCCCCCCAAACGGGUCUGAGUUAUUCUACAUGGAUUUGUGUUGACAAAUUCUCAGAUCCAAGAACCGAUCCGCACUCAGUUCAUUUGCUCACUUUGGUGCGGAACUACAAUGGUGGCAAAGACGAUGUGGUUUGCUUGUCUCUAGUUCUUUCUACUCGAGAUAAGGCAAUUAUUGUGUCUACAAGGGAAACGCGUGUACCAAACAACCUUAUAGGAGAUUGGGAGCCGGAUGGUUCAGGGGAAUAUGGAGCCCGAGUUUGGUACCCGGAUCUGCUAAAAGAAGCCCAAUGGCAUCACAUAGUAGUUGUAUUGAACCGAGCUGUACUGAAAAAUUCGUCAUUUUCCUUGUACAUUGAUGGUCAGCAAGUCCACUCACAGAAAAUGCAUUACAUUUCUCAAAGUCCUGGCGGGCCCGCUGUUAACAUGAAUACUGCCACUUCCGUGUAUGGGUAUAUUGGCACUCCACCCGCUUGGCGUCGAUUUUCGAAGUUGUGCUGGAAGCAGGGGUCUUGCCAUUUAUUUGAAGAGGUGUUGCCUCCCGCAACAGUUUCCCAAAUGUACCAAUUGGGACCUCACUAUAUGGGUUCAUUCUUAGCACCGAAUUUAUUAGCAGCUGACACAGUUCCGCUUGUAACCGAAGAAAAAGUUGUGUUUGGCCUGAACGCCAAAGCUGUGUCUUGGCAAACGUUGAACAAUAUCCGUAAAGUUUACAGUAGAUCAGACAACAAGUCUAUUGCGAAGCAACUGGGCAUGUCUAGUCGCGAAAGUGCCACCCCUAUAAGGGUACUACAUAAUUCGGCAGGUCAUUUGGCUGGAUCUGCCAGAACCUUAGGCGGAAUUGUAAUAGGAUACUUAGGAGUUCGCGUGUUUUGCCCAAGACCUGUGGCGACUACGAUUGAUACGAUAGGCGGUUGUUCAGUUCUACUGGGCUUAAUAGCAAUGGCCCAAGAUCAGGAAAGCCUCUAUGCCGGCGUUAAAGCUCUGGUUUGUGUAGUAAGAAGUAAUAAAGUAUCACAAGCCGAAAUGGACAGACGGCGGAGCUAUCAGACUUUGGCUAUGUUGUUUCGACGGAAAAGACAUUUGCUCAAUUCACAUAUUCUACAUUUAGCCUUUGGCUUGGUAGGAACAGUGGACAGCGGACGAGAAUCAUCAGCCAUUCCAAAUAAAACCGCCUUUCAAGACUUACUUUGCGAUCUAGAAGUAUGGCAUGAAGCUCCUGGCGAACUCUUAAGGUCCCAUUUGGAACAUUUGUAUGAGUUAGUGUAUGAAUCUAAUGAAAAGAAAUAUAACACUUGGGUCAUGCGGGAUUUGGGUUUGGUGGAAAAAUUGUUGCAUAUCACUCCGGAUGUUAAACAUGCUGCUACGAGACAGGUUCUGUUUUCGCUUCUAAGCACUCUUUUGGGAAGUCAGCCUAGACCCAACGACCUUUUGCUGUUUGGCCAAUUUAUCAGUUCAACAUUACCCCGCAUUGCUGCUCAAAAUGAAAAAAACAUAUCUCUUAAAGAAGGAGAACCGGAGUGUGAAAACAUUUUGUUGAGAAAUAGGUGCCUCAAUGUUCUUCAUUCGCUGGUGUUUUCAAGUCGCAACCAAGUGGGUGAAGAAAUAACAAAAGUCUUGGGAUUCGAUUGGCUUAUAUCAUUCAUGCAGCCAGAAAUCCAUUCGACUAGUUGUCUAUGGGCUUUUCGAAUUUUGGUAGCGGCAUGUUCAAGUCCAUUUUUGAUUUGCAAAUUCCGAGACGGGACCAGCAAUGGUGGAUGGUUACGUUACGCUGAACAAGUAGCGCACAAUAAAAUGGCUGUUGUUCUAGGAUGUCCGCCACAUUCACCUCUAUCAACUGGUGAAUACAAGUCUGAAGCCCUCCAUAUUCCGGGCUUUCAGUACUUGUAUUGGUUGUUGCCAUCUCACCUAGAUAUUCCAGAAGUUUACUUUCUUUUAACGGCCUUAAUGAUGGGCCAGCCCGCUAAAUUAUUACCUGCAGAUACUAAGUUUGACUUGGACACGGUAUGGGGAUUCUUGUGGGGAAGUUCUGUGAAUAACCAACCCAUCAACAGCGUGGUUCCCAGAAUAACGCUUAGUUCAGACGCUGUUGUUGUUCUUCUGGGAAUGAUGAGGGCACUUCUUCAUUCAGAUCAAGCUACUUUGCCAGAGUGGCUUCAAGAUCACACCACUUCAAUUGUGCAGGUUUUGUUCCAAUUAUAUCACAAUAUGCCGGAAUUUAUGCCCAUUUUCAUGUCGUCUGAAGUACUCAGUGCUUUAGCUAGCACUCUAUUUCCGUUGCCCGCUCGAUCGUCUGAAGAUAGUGCUGAAAGUAGUGGGGCUUCCACUCCCGCUGAAGAGGGUGGAAUGAUGAUUGUUCCUCGAUCACCGUCAGAAGAUGAGCCGUUAACCAAUCAUCCAGCGCGCCAGUUUGUGAUAGAUUUUAUUAGGGUUAUUGUGGUCGACUCUUUAAGUCUAUCCAGUACUGGCAAGGCGUCUCCAGUUAUCGAUUUGGCUCUUGAUGCCUAUCCAAUUGAUUCGAGUAAUUCCCAACAAGUCGCCUAUCAGACGGAAGUGUUGCUAACACUUAUGGAGCAUCUUCUAGCUGCAGAUAUGCUUGUUGGUGACCAGGCGGCCAUUCCAAUAGUGCCAUUGGCUAGUGCACACAUUCAACAUGUUGCGCCUAAUGUUAUAUAUUUAGCAGCGCGUAUAUUGGAUAAGCUAUGGCAAGGGGCGUUGAAUAGGGAUCCUCAUGAGGUUUUCGAUUUUAUAGUGAAAUUAAUUGGGCAAGCGAAAAGAAGAACUGGAAAUUUGUCCUUAGAAGGCCUGUACCAUUGUUUAAAUAGAAGCAUUUUGUUUCUAUUAUCCCGAAAUACCGACUCUAUUGCCGAUCAAAUGUCUGUUUUAGAGGCAUUACAUAAGUUGACAACCAACAGAUUAAUCGUCUUUGGUGCUGGAAAUCACGAACUAGACUUUAUUGGAUGUCUUACUUAUUGCCUUUUGCAACUGACUGCCGAUAUGCGAAUUACUUUGGAAACGAAUAAUGCCAACUCCAUUCCACGAACAACGUGGCACGUUAAUCCAGGUCAAGAUUUAGAGUCGCGAGAUGAACUAUUAAAUGCCCAUCAAGGUCGAAAUCUCAUGGCUACUGCUGCCAUAAGAGUUUGGGAAGAACUAUAUGUAUGUAAAAAGCCUGCUAUUGAAGAAGUAUUCAAAGUCACAUUAGCUUCACCCAAUUUAAAUGCCAAGGCGCCAGAUUUAGUGGGUGUUAGAGAACAAAUUUAUGACGCUGCUGUAAAAUUAUGGCUCAACUAUAUUGAGAGUGAAAGAAAAGCCGCUUAUAAGGUUCCUUGGGAACUGCACAAUCAACUUCAGUCAAAGAUUCACAAGGUAACUGGUGGUUUAACACGCUUGGCUAGUCGAACAAAAGUAAGAAAAGAUGAAAUGACCAGAAUUAGAGUCAAUAUUAGCCGGAAGCAAGCGCUCAAUUGGGUGAUAAGUCAUGUCGGGAUUAUAUCUGAUUUAGUUGAAAUGCGGCGACAGCAGCAUCAAAAUACUACUCAGCAUACGCAAAGGUACAUGCAUCAAGAAUGGCUUCAAACCGAAACUGAAUUGACGAGGGAACGAGGUUUAUGGGGCCCAGUUGAGUCUUGCCAUUUAGAUAAAUGGAUGCUUGAUAUGACCGAAGGACCACACA
Molecule: messenger RNA, 7093 nt
Organism: Dendroctonus ponderosae (mountain pine beetle)
Lineage: Eukaryota; Metazoa; Arthropoda; Insecta; Coleoptera; Curculionidae
Product: WD repeat and FYVE domain-containing protein 3
Molecular function (GO): metal ion binding; protein binding
Source: RefSeq, a predicted model, not a curated record